UACCAACGAUAUUACGCAGCUACCGGUACCUCGCGCGAGCACGUCCGCUUUUACUCGCGUCCGGUCCGCUGGCGGGUGCACUUUCUUUCCGCCGCCGUCGUCUCCGUCUCCGUCUCAGUGGCAGCGACGCGCAGUACGACGCGAUAACUCGGUUUAGUGUGUGCACACGGCUCGCAUAGGAGGUAACCGCUUACCCGCGGUGUGUAAUACGCGCGUCGCGGCUGGAACGUGUCCGUACAUCGCUGCUAGGUCGGCCGCACGUCGCACUCGACAACCACAUCGAUCGAUCGCUCGCUCGCUCGCACGGACGGACGGACGGACGCGCAGACCGCGGCCAACGCGCGUUUAUGGUGCUCGGCCGCCGUCGACGAUGCGGUCGCAGCAGCUGCAGCUGAUGGUGGUGCACGUGUGCAUGCUGACCGCCGCCGUCGCCUCGACCGUCGGCCACGGCUCGGCCACCGCCGCCCCGGCGACCCCGUCCACGGACGACGACGAUGACGGCACGUCCAGACCAGACAGGCAGGACGACAAGCGGAUAUUCUUCGACGAUAUAUUCGGUUCGGUCAGCUACGAACCCGAGGAGAAAUUACCGGUGUCCAACUGCACUUGCAAUUGUGGAGUGCCCAAUCAAGAAAUCCGCAUAGUGGGCGGUCGCCCCACCGGAGUACACAAAUACCCAUGGGUAGCGAAACUCAUGUAUGAAGGUCAUUUCCACUGUGGUGGAUCACUCAUCAACAGCGAUUACGUACUGACUGCAGCUCAUUGCGUCCGGAAAUUGAAAAAAUCUCGUAUACGUGUGAUAUUCGGCGAUCACGACCAGAGCACCACGAACGACGGUGAAACGAUCACCAGGAUGGUAUCUUCGAUCGUGCGUCAUCGGAACUUUGACGUGAACUCGUACAACCACGACGUGGCUCUAUUGCGGCUGCGGAAGGCGGUACCGUUCACCAAAUCAGUGCGGCCGAUAUGUUUGCCGAUAGCUACUCGCGAACCGUCCGGAAAAGUGGGAACCGUAGUCGGUUGGGGACGUUUGUCAGAAGGUGGAAAUCUGGCGGACGUCGUGCAAGAAGUUCAAGUACCGAUCCUGUCGCUGGCGCAGUGCAGGGCUUCCAAAUACCGACCACAGAGGAUCACAGCCAACAUGAUUUGCGCCGGAAAGGGAGUUGAGGACUCUUGUCAGGGCGACAGUGGAGGUCCUUUGUUAAUAAACAGCGAUGUCGAUGAAAAGUUGGAAAUAGUCGGCAUAGUCUCUUGGGGCGUCGGUUGCGGUAGACCCGGUUACCCGGGCGUGUAUACCAGAGUUACCAAAUAUCUGGAUUGGAUUCAAAAGAACAUGCGAGAUACCUGUGCGUGCGUUAGAUAUUCUGCGAUAUCACAGCGUGUUCAGAGCAUCAUGACACCGAGUCGCCAAGGUUCGUUUCUCGCGGGCGUUCUGCUCGUAAUAGCAUGUGCAACGCAACAGGGCCAUGGCUUGAAAAACGUAUUCACAGACUUCGGUUUUCGCAAACCUACGCCUCAAGCGGCCGUGGAUUUGAUCACCAAAAACGGCCAAGAAUGCGACUGUAGUUGCGGAUCUCCGAACGUCGACACGAAGAUCGUGGGCGGCGAACCAUCGGGCGUGCACGAAUACCCCUGGAUGGUCCGUCUGUCGUAUUUCAAUCAAUUCUACUGCGGCGGUACACUGAUCAACGAUAGAUACGUGCUGACAGCCGCUCACUGUGUCAAAGGAUUCUUUUGGCCACUGAUCAAAGUCACCUUUGGCGAACACGAUUAUUGCAAUGCCACCAGAAAACCAGAAACCCGUUUCGUCUUGAGGUCUAUCGUAGGUGAGUUCAGUUACCUGAAUUUCCAAAACGAUUUGGCGCUAUUACGACUCAAUGACCGAGUGCCGAUGUCCGCGACCAUAAAGCCCGUUUGUUUACCGACUGAUGCAAACGACAAAUACAGCAACGGUAUAGGAAAGGCGGCGGGUUGGGGUACGCUGUAUGAGAACGGAAGUCCGUCGUGUCACCUGAGACAGGUGGACGUGCCGAUCAUUGACAACGAAGAGUGCGCCAAAACCAAUUACACGGGCGAUUUGAUCACGGACAACAUGAUUUGCGCGGGGCACGAAAUGGGCGGCAAGGACUCUUGCCAGGGCGACAGCGGCGGACCGCUGAUGAGACUCAUGGACAACAAACGGUUCGAGAUCAUCGGAAUUGUAAGCUGGGGUCACGGAUGUGCCCGUCCUGGAUUUCCUGGAGUAUACACAAGAGUUGCCAAAUAUUUGUCUUGGAUCAAAGAAAACUCCAAAGAAGGAUGCUAUUGUUCACAAUGAUUAAGAAUGAUGACACAGUACUCUGCAUACAACUAGAAAUUACAAUAUAAAUAACACAUAAUUUAUUAUUAUUUAUUAAAAGCUUAUUACCUAAUAAUCAUAUUUUAAUAGUAACUAUCAUUAAUGAUUGUGAUAAGAGUUAUAGAAAUAUAGAAUACGCUUGGUACAUCGUGAACAAUGGACAUAAGACAUCUGACAAUUUGAGAUUUAAAUUGUAAUAUUACAUUAUUUAAUUAUGUCUUUUAAUAUACUCAUGAUACAUCUUACAUAGUUUAUACAGCAUAUAAUAUUAAUUGUAGUUAAUAACCCUUUUAAAUUUCUAUUUUUUAUUUUUUACAUGCAUCAUGAAAACUAGGGUUACUAACUAUAAUUAAUUAAAAUCCUACCGUAUUUUUAAUAAUGUGGGCAUUGUAGAAAAGUAAAAAAUAAUUUUGUUAUUAUUAGUGAUGGGUCAAACUGUUUGAAUCUCGAACCGAACCGAACCCUUAAUAUUCGGUUCGGUUCGAAAUUCGAACUCGGCAUGAAAAAAAUUCAAACCGAACUAUCAAACAUAUUUUACUGUUUGAAAAUUGAACUUGAAAAUAUUUUUCGAACCAGAUUUACUGGCCACGAUAGUUCAAAGACCAAAUAUUUGUACAAUUCUUCAAAAGUUAUUUUUAAAAAAUAAAAAUUGAUAAUAAUUUUUUAGAAGUAAUUAGACUAUUAGCGAUAGAAAUUUAUAAGCUGUAUGUACCAUUAAUAAUAAUAAUGAUAAAAAGUAUUAAGUUCAAGUUUGAAUUAAAAUGAUUCUAGGUUCGGUUCGGUAGAAAAUAUGAAAGUUCGGUUUGAAAAAAUAAUUUAAAGUUCGAUUCGAUUUAAAAAAUCAGGGUUUGACCUAUCACUAGUUAUUAUAUUAUUCAAUAAAUGGAGAAAAAAAUACAUACAUGAAACAUUGUAAAUUUGUAAAUUGAAUAAAUACUAGAAAUUUAAAAAUAUAUAAAAACAUAGCAUGAAUUUAAAAAAAGUAAAAGUAUUUUAUUUCUAAAAUAGUUUAAAGUAUAUUAUUUAAAUGAAAGCUAUAUCCAAUUUAUUUUUUAACUAUAUAAUUUAAGACGUAGAUAUUAUAAUGUCAAUUAAGUUAAGAUUGAAAUUUAUAUGUAUACUUGUAUGAUUAACAAAAUGUAAUUUUAAGACCAAUGUAAAUGUUUUAAUUCUACUUAAAGUCUUGAAACCAUUAUUUUACAAUUUACACAAGGCAGAUCAUUAAUUAAAACUUUUCACAAUUCCUAUGUAACUAUGUAAAUAACAAUUUAUUUUUGAAUUAUAAGUCAGUAUUAAAUACAAUUAUCAAAUUAAUGUAAUAGUAUACCAGUGUAAAUUAUUUUUUAGUAUAGGGUUAUUAAAAGUCUGUAAAUUGGUAUUUAAUAAAAAUAAUUUCAUAAAGA
Molecule: messenger RNA, 3741 nt
Organism: Rhopalosiphum padi (bird cherry-oat aphid)
Lineage: Eukaryota; Metazoa; Arthropoda; Insecta; Hemiptera; Aphididae
Product: transmembrane protease serine 9-like
Exons: 14
Coding region: 371-2317 (648 amino acids)
Biological process (GO): proteolysis
Molecular function (GO): serine-type endopeptidase activity
Source: RefSeq, a predicted model, not a curated record